Molecule: messenger RNA, 4500 nt
Organism: Salvelinus namaycush (lake trout)
Lineage: Eukaryota; Metazoa; Chordata; Actinopteri; Salmoniformes; Salmonidae
Product: sprouty-related, EVH1 domain-containing protein 2-like
Exons: 6
Coding region: 350-1696 (448 amino acids)
Biological process (GO): multicellular organism development; negative regulation of MAPK cascade
Cellular component (GO): membrane
Molecular function (GO): protein kinase binding
Source: RefSeq, a predicted model, not a curated record
AGUAACCAGAGAUGGGGCUCGUACGGGGCCAUCCUCACCGACAUCAACGCACGAUUUUAAUUACCGCAUUUCAGCAUGGGCAUUUCAGCAUGGGGCGCGACGGGAUUAAAUCGGUGGAGGUAUUCCAAAGGGAUUUACUCUCUCGUGGAUGCGCUCGAAUAAUUGUAGUAAAGCGCUGAGAGACGAAGAAGAGAAGCGAGAAAUAACGCAAACAAACGGAAAAAACACUCGGAAAACUAAGCUACUACUGUUAGUGUGUGAUCGAGGGGUUGGACGAGAAGGGAAAGAUAAAAUGAAGACACCACAUUACGUACCCUCGGUGGAAUAUUAUUGUAGGUGAAACGAAAAAAUGACAGAGGAAACACACCCAGACGAUGACAGCUACAUUGUCCGCGUCAAAGCGGUGGUCAUGACCCGGGACGACUCGAGUGGCGGCUGGCUGGCCCAGGACGGAGGAUGCCUCAGCCGUGUGGGCGUGUGCAAGGUGCUGUCGGCCGAGCUGCUGGGCCGAAGCAGCUUCCUCAUCCACGGCGAGCGCCUCAAAGACAAACAGGUGAUUUUGGAAUGCUUCCUGAAGAAGGAUCUGGUGUACACCAAGGCCACACCCACAUUUCACCACUGGAAAGUGGACAACAAGAAGUGUGGCCUGACGUUCCAGAGCCCGGCCGAUGCACGCGCCUUCGACCGUGGGGUCAGGAAAGCCAUGGAGGACCUGACGGAAGGAUCUACCACCUCUUCUUUGACCAUCCAGAACGAGGCCGAGUUGGGUGACGACGAUGUUUUCACCAAUGCCACCGACAGCUCAUCCAACUCCUCCCACUCCCAGAAGAAGGAGCCCCUGCAGACCCUGGCCCCGCCCAGCUUCUGCGAGCCGCGUCGGCACCACUGCAUCCUGGGUCACUUCUACGACCAGCACCGACACUCGGACCACUACUUCCUGGAUCAGGUGGGUGGCUGGGGGACGACGGUGGCGAAGUCGGUUCCCGUGUUCCCACGCCACGUCAGCUUCCAGGUGGAGGAAGAGGAGGAGAUUGUGCGCAUCAACCCUCGCGAGCGGACCUGGCUGACCGGGUACGAGGACUACCGGCACGCCACCGCCGCGCGCGACAAGCUCAUCCAGCACCCAGAGGACGCCGACGCCUACGUGCAUUUCGCCAAGAGCGAGCCGCCCAAGCACGACUACACCUACCCUUACCCCCUGGGCCUUGAUCCAUACCAGCACACAAGGGACCCCAAGAUAGGCUGCGUGGACCGACUAGGUGGGGGUGGCCUUAUCGGGGGACACAGGGCAGUGGUCACAGCCCAGCCCCGCACUCUCCAGCUCAAGGGCAAGCGGCGGAAGGAAGACGGCGAGCGCUCGCGCUGCGUCUACUGCCGGGACAUGUUCAACCACGAGGAGAACAGGCGCGGGCGGUGCCAGGAGGCGCCGGACCCCAUCCAGACGUGCAUCCACCGGGUCAGCUUCAUGUGGUGCGCGGACAGCCUGCUCUACCACUGCAUGUCGGACCCAGAGGGCGACUAUUCGGACCCGUGCUCGUGCGACACCAGCGACGAGCGCUUCUGCCUGCGCUGGCUGGCCCUGGUUGGGCUGUCGCUGCUGGCCCCCUGCAUGUGCUGCUACGCCCCCCUGCGCACCUGCUACCGCUGCGGGGUGGCUUGCCACUGCUGCGGGGGCAAGCACAAAGCCGUGGGCUGAGGGCCGGGAGGUGCCAACGGAGAGAGAGAGAGUGGAGAGUAGAACAGAGACACAUGGAAGGGACUGGACCAGAAGUGGGUGGCCUCGCUAUUCUUUUGUUUUGUGUUUUUGUUUUCGCUGUUGCUUCUCUCGGCCAAAUUCCAGAUGGGAAAACAAUUGGCUUGUCCCGAUUUAUUUUGGAAAUGGAAGUUUCUCUCGGUGGAAAGAAAGAGAAAAAAUACGUUUCCAAUUGUUUUUAUUUUUGUUCGUUUUUUUAUUUUUAUAGGGGUACCCUGCCUACGGCUUCCACGUCCUUGCAUUACAAAGACUAAAAUAAUGAAUAUUCAUUUAUAUAUAAAUAUAUAUAAACAGGUACUUUAUAUUUUUACACUCAUGUGUUUUAAAGACUUGAAUAUUUUUCUUUUUCUCAGUGUUUUGUGUGAGGUCAGUGUGAGCGUUGUUUUCUGAGGGGGGCUCUCACUGUGUUCCCCUCGCCAUGGCUCACCAUCAAUCACAGAUCAAGCUGGUUCCCGCCUGUAAGGCAGAGGCACUUAAAUCAAAGGUGUGUCCUAAAUGGUACCUUAUUCCUUAUAAAGUGCACUACUUUUGAUCAUAGCCCAAUGGGCCCUAUUCUAAUGUAGUGCAAUAUAUAGGUAAUAGAGUGCCAUGUGGGAUGCAGCCCAACUGUGAUCACGUCUGCCCCUCCCCAGCCAAUGAAAUUCAAGAAAAGGCAAACGUUUAACCGGUGUUUCCUCGUUCUGCUCCUUGACUACUCCUGACCUAGCCUGGUCCCAGAGCUGUGCUGUUUUGUCAACUCCUAUGGUUGUCCAUGGCUAUAGGAGUUGACUAUACAGCACAAUUAGACCUGUGGCCAGGAAGGUACCUGACUAUACACAUUUUAUAACCAAAUUCAACCCAAUAUCAAUUCAUGUCAGUGGAGACACACCUGGAAAAAACAUGAAAGUACCAUUCUACUGCUCGGUCAAGUUAGACUGAAUGUAUUGUGGAUUCGGCCCAGAACAAAAGAUAAAAUGGGUCAGGGGUACUUGAGUAUUGGAUGGGGAAACUCGGCUUUAGACACUUAAUCUGUGUGUGUGUGUCUUCCUUUGUGCAAAGGUCUGGAAAAUGGAAUGGGCAGCAAUGUAUCCCUGAUUGCUAUUGUUGUGACUUCAACUGAAAGCCAAAAUGACAAAAUAAGCUGCAGCAUUUAUAUAGAGUAUCUAAAUUAGUCAUUUUUUGAAGAUAAUAAUCCUCAAUCAACCGUUUUAUUACAGUGGAGGAGGAGAACUCGAGCCUUAGGUGACUUUUUAUUCAGUUGAUGCUUGAUGUUGAUCUUUUGAUAUAGUUUUUAUUUAUUUGCCUUGCUAAAUUUAGACACCAGCCUAGGGGACUGGGGGGUUAAGAGGAAGGGAACGGUCCUAUUGUAAACUGAACACAGCCAAGAGGGGAAGAGGAGGUUUUUUUUGCCACCUUUUGAGAUGGAUAAUGUCGUUGUCCACUACAAUGUCAAUGGUGCUUUCUUUAGUGUGUCUUUUCUUUUGUCUUUCAAAAGGACACUCAACGAGGCUAACUGUCAGGGAAACUCUGUCUUUAGAGUUUCCCUCAACUUUAGCUCGAGAGAAAGUACUGUUUUGAUCUGGUUGCUCAUACCCCCUUCAAGGGUAUAAGAUUGUGGGUUCUCCAACGAAGGGACCUGCUAGCACACCUGAUUCACCUAAUCGUGUUCCUCAGUCUAUACCACGAUUAGCUGAUACGGGUGCGUUACUGCAGGGCUGGAACGAAAGGCUGCACACCCAGGAGCUCUCCAAGACCAGAGUUGUGGAGAAGGGUUUUUAUCUAUUGUUCUGUAGUCCAAUAAAUCCCAUCUUUUACUCAGUAUUACGUUACAGCCAAUGGCAAGGGAGGAGGCUGUCUGUCAGCCAAUCACAUCGGUCAGGUGGUGUCAAAAUGUAUACAAAAAUAAAAUGGACGCUACAGUAUGUAUGUAUGUAUUGAAACAAAAACUAGCCUCAAAUUUAAACCACCCUGUAACCUCACCUCGUGGGAGGAACAUUGUUUGAUCCUUCUCUGUAUGAAGCACAACACUAAUCAGAAAAACCUUAUGAACAAAAUGCGCAAAUUGCUGUGAAGUACCCGAUCUCGAGUCGCAACAAUGUGGUAGAAAAGACAUCUUAUGCUAUCUAUCCCAGUCAUACAUUAACUAAUCGUCAUAACCAUUCAAGUACCAAGCAAUGUCUGGGGUUAAAUGGGUGAAGGUACCAUGGCAUUGCGGAUUCUGUACAAAAGCUGUCGUUGUGUCCAUGUCUUUCUCUGUACUCUCUCUCUCUGCCUUUCUUCCUUCCUUUUUUUUCUGCUGUGUGUUCCUGUUUGUCAGCUUUGCAAUACUGUUGCCAUUCAUUGUAGAGAAGAUCCUAGUUUUAUUUUUCUAUCUGUGGUAAAAGAAAAGUUAACCAAAAGCAGUUUGUCUGUUUUGGUGCGGUGUCUAAUUCCUGCACACAUUUAACUAUUAAAGGAAAGUGCCUGAAGCAUCCUCUUCAUCUAUCUCAUAUAUAUAUAUAUAUAUAUAUACUUAGUCUUUUUUUAUUUUAAUGUUAAAAAAAAAAAAAAAAGUUAAAUCGAUUGUCUUUUUUCUUUUUUUACAAUCUGCAUUUUUACCUCUGUAAAAAAAAAAAGCUCAAAUAUAUAUAUCAAGUGUAUGAUGUACAUUUUAAGUUAUAUUUUUGUAUUGUUUCUAAUAUGAUCGUCACGACUCUUUGCUUUUAAAAUGAGAAAAGAGAAAUUAACAUCUGUAUAAAUGCCAAUACAUCAUAUGGAAACUAACAGAA